Urocitellus parryii (Arctic ground squirrel) is the source of this 6862-nucleotide messenger RNA. It is a transcript of the gene Zhx1, whose product is annotated as zinc fingers and homeoboxes 1. Gene Ontology annotation, biological process: regulation of transcription by RNA polymerase II. NCBI's taxonomy places the organism in Eukaryota, Metazoa, Chordata, Mammalia, Rodentia, Sciuridae. Gene Ontology annotation, molecular function: DNA binding; DNA-binding transcription factor activity, RNA polymerase II-specific. The record is from RefSeq and is a predicted model, not a curated record. Gene Ontology annotation, cellular component: nucleus.
CAAAUGAUAUAGUCUAUUUGCAUAGCAUUUUCAUUGUAUUAGAUAUUAAAAAUAACCUAGAGAUGAUUUAAAGCUUGGUGAGGAUCUGGGUGGAUCGUAUGCAAAUACCAUGCCAUUUUACAUAAGGAUAAGGCACUUGAGCAUUGUUGAGAUUUUGAUCUCUUCAAAGGUUGUAGAACUAAUCUCCUGCUAAACUGAGCUUUACUCUCCCACAGUGCCUGACAUACAUGAUGCUAAAAUCCKAGUGGCUAAUUGCAUAAGUAAAAGAAAAAAUUUAUGUAUUUGAAGUAUUUUCUUAUCUUACCUCAGAGUAAGCCCUAAGUAUAGGUUAUGGGGUGCAGUACUGUCUCUAGGGAGUGUACUGAAAUUUUGUGGGGGAAGUUUUUGUCUUUGUAGUUCUCUUAUCUGGUGCCCAAAGCAUUUACAUUACGAAAAACCUAUUAUUGAGUUAUUUUUAAAAAUUGAUAUCAGUACAGCAUUUUACGAAAAACUACUCUGUUUUGUCUUUAUAUGAUUAGAACAUUAUACUGAUUUCUUAAAAUUAUUUGUAUAAGUAGUUUAUAUUAUGAAUUUAAUUCCAGGAGAGUGAAGUGGUGUUAAAAUUCUUUUUAAGUACAGGGCUUAGCAGGGCAGGAUUGAGCUCUUCUGACUAAAAGAUCAUUAAGCUCCAGCAUACGAAGUUUUUAGGAUUCUAAGAUGCAACCUACAAGAAGCUGGUGUACRUUGAUUUCAACAAUCAGGCUUUCACUUUAAGUAACUGCAUAUUUGAGGAUUAAUGUGGCUCAGUGGAGCGCUGCUGUCAAAGCACAAAGGGUCCACGACUGGGAUGGGGGUGGGGAAGAACAUCGAGGCGCCAAAGAGCUCUCACGCGUCCGGGCCGUGAAUGUGCGCGUGAAUGUGCGCCGAGUUGCCUGGAGGGUGAGUCGUUUCUUUUUGCUUUGGUUUGUAUUCUUCAUUUUAACAAUGAUGGGGUGGGGGGAAGGCUGAAGGGAAGAGGAGGGGCGGUGACGCCGUCCGGUUUUCCCGAAAGCCUGGGUCCUCAGCUGGUCCGCUGCGGGGCUGGUUCACACUGAGGCAGUGGGAUUUGAAGACCGGGGCUUGGGCAGAACCCUCCAGAAGAGCUYGUGAGCGGGUAGCAGUGCUUUUGAGGUGCAGAGGGAGCAGAGAAAGACUUUGUCUCGCAGGACGAUUUAAAGUGAGGUUGGACUGAACUUUUGGCGUCAGCGGUUGCAGCCGCGGCUCCUGGUGGAGUGGGGGCGAAAAGAGGUGGAGCUGCCGCUGACCGGGGGCGCGGGACUGUUGAUAGCGGGUGGGGCGGUGCGGCUGGAAUCUAGACGGGCCCCAGAAAGGCGGGGUUUCUAGUGACAGUGGGCGGGGCUUCUGCAGAAGGGCGUGGCUUGGUAUUCCGACCACCAGGACAUGGUGUUUGCAGUGACAGCGGCAUUUCAGAGGAAGACAGCGUGCCCACCUCUCAUGGCCUGACCAUCGCCGUAGGAGGGCGGAGCGCCCCGAAGGCAGGGCUGCCUUCUGGCCCGAGAGGGCACCGGCUUCUGACGAUAGCGGGCGGAGCUAGCGCGGGCAAGGGGCGGGGCCGCUUUGAAAGCGGGGAAGGCGGGGCUUAUGUUGACAGGGGGGCGGGGCAGUUCCCUACCUCCAGCGACUCUUCUAUGCUGGAGAGUGGCCGGGGUCGGAUCCCAAGGGAGCCGCAGGGUCCAGGCGUGGGCAGCCUGGCUCAGCGCGGGGUUGGGGCGCACGGAGGGCCCCGCCUCGGCCAGCUCACUCCCCUCCCCUCCGCCCCGGCUAGCCGCUGGGGCGCGCGUCUCUCCUGGCACCCCUACCCCGGGUCCCCGCUCUCUGCUUGGCCGCCGAGCUCUGAGGCCCCUGUGCGGGACCGCGGAGUGGUUCCGGGUUUAGGGUUCACAGGUCAGAGUUGACUCCCUGAAAAGUGCAGCCGGUUUGAAAUGCAAGAUGGCGGCGGYGGGGCUCUGAGAGGCGCGGCGGCCCCUGCAGGAGAAGACUGAUAAGUACUUUGGACCUGUUGGUAAUGAUGGCCUGAGCUACACACCUAAUUUGAAGGGUUACCCUUCCGUUUCAAAGAACAUGAUGCUGAGGAAGCUAUGGCAAGUGAUUGGAGUUGUGCUUCAAAAAUUUCAGCAGUUCAGCGGUAUUUUAUCUGCCAACAAUAAGCUCUUUACUUGAUUGAACCAUGAAAAAGCUGCUAAUGAGACUUGUUGAGCACAAAAGUGGACUUGCAGAACCAAAAGCCAUUGUUUUCAAAUGAAUAAUCCUGAACAGUUUUAAGCUUCAAUGCUUUUUAAUCACCACUGAAAUUUUCCCUGUAACAUCAGCAUGGCAAGCAGGAGAAAAUCAACAAUACCUUGCAUGGUCCUCGCCAGUGAACAGGAUCCAGACCUUGARUUAAUAUCAGAUCUGGAUGAAGGUCCUCCUGUACUUACGCCCAUAGAAAACACCAGGGCAGAGAGUAUCUCAAGUGAUGAAGAAGUUCAUGAAUCUGUGGAUUCUGACAAUCAGCAAAAUAAAAAAGUUGAAGGUGGCUAUGAAUGUAAAUAUUGUACUUUUCAAACUCCAGAUCUAAAUAUGUUUACUUUCCAUGUGGAUUCAGAACAUCCCAAUGUAGUGCUAAAUUCAUCCUAUGUUUGUGUUGAAUGCAACUUUCUUACCAAAAGGUAUGAUGCACUUUCUGAACAUAAUCUGAAAUAUCACCCAGGAGAAGAGAAUUUCAAGUUGACUAUGGUGAAACGGAAUAACCAGACAAUCUUUGAGCAAACAAUAAACGAUCUGACUUUUGAUGGUAGUUUUGUUAAAGAGGAGAAUGCAGAGCAAGCAGAAUCCAUAGAAGUUUCUUCUUCAGGUAUCUCUAUCAGUAAAACUCCUAUCAUGAAAAUGAUGAAAAAUAAAGUAGAAAACAAACGGAUCACAGUCCAUCAUAACUCAGCUGAGGAUGUUCCUGAAGAGAAAGAGAAUGAAAUCAAGCCAGACCGUGAAGAAAAUGUGGAAAAUGCAAAUUCUUCAGCUUCAGAAUCUAAUACAAGUACUUCUGUUGUAAACAGAAUGCACCCCAAUACUGCCAGCACAGUAGUGACCCCCGCGGCUGUUCUUCCUGGACUAGCACAGGUGAUAACUGCAGUGUCUGCUCAGCAGAACUCUAACUUGAUUCCCAAAGUCUUAAUCCCUGUUAGUAGCAUUCCCACCUACAACGCUGCGUUGGAUAACAAUCCCCUUUUACUUAACACCUACAACAAAUUCCCUUAUCCAACAAUGUCAGAAAUUACAGUUCUUUCUGCUCAAGCAAAAUAUACAGAGGAACAGAUCAAGAUAUGGUUUUCAGCCCAACGUCUUAAACAUGGUGUUAGCUGGACUCCUGAGGAAGUAGAAGAGGCAAGAAGGAAGCAAUUCAAUGGGACAGUACAUACUGUACCUCAGACCAUAACUGUCAUUCCUACACACAUUUCCACUGGGAGUAAUGGUUUACCAUCUAUUUUACAGACAUGCCAAAUAGUUGGUCAGCCGGGUCUGGUUCUCACUCAAGUAGCCGGAACAAACACUUUGCCAGUAACAGCACCUAUAGCCUUGACUGUGGCAGGGGUUCCAAACCAAACAAAUGUACAGAAAAGUCAGGGACCUGCUGCUCCGCCUGUUGCAGAAACAAAGCCAGCAACAGCAGCAGUUCCCCCUUCUCAAAAUGUCAAACAUGAAACUGCACUGGUAAACCCUGAUUCAUUUGGCAUUCGAGCAAAAAAGACUAAGGAGCAACUGGCAGAAUUAAAAGUUAGCUACCUUAAAAAUCAGUUUCCCCAUGACUCUGAAAUUAUCAGACUUAUGAAAAUAACAGGCCUGACAAAAGGUGAGAUUAAAAAAUGGUUUAGUGACACAAGGUACAACCAGAGAAAUUCAAAGAGUAAUCAGUGCUUACAUCUCAACAAUGAUUCCGCUACCACUAUCAUUAUAGACUCCAGUGACGAAACCACUGAAUCCCCAACUGUGAUUACUUCACAGCAUAAGCCAUCCUGGAAUCCUUUUCCUGACUUUACUCCCCAGAAGUUUAAAGAGAAAACUGCCGAGCAACUUCGURUUCUUCAGGCCAGUUUUCUCAAUAGCUCCGUACUUACGGAGGAAGAAUUGAAUAGGUUAAGAGCGCAAACCAAACUUACUAGAAGGGAAAUUGAUGCAUGGUUUACAGAGAAGAAGAAAUCAAAAGCUUUAAAGGAAGAGAAAAUAGAAGUAGAUGAAAGCAAUGCAGGUAGUUCCAAAGAAGAAGCUGGAGAAACUUCUCCUGGAGAUGAAUCUGCCCCACCUAAAUCCGGGAAUACAGGCAAGAUUUGUAAAAAGACACCUGAGCAACUGCACAUGCUUAAAAGUGCGUUUGUCAGAACACAGUGGCCAUCACCAGAAGAGUAUGAUAAGUUGGCUGAAGAAAGUGGGCUUGCUAGGACAGACAUAGUUAGUUGGUUUGGGGACACCCGUUAUGCUUGGAAGAAUGGAAACUUGAAAUGGUACUACUACUAUCAAAGCGCCAAUUCGAGCAGUAUGAAUGGUCUGUCAUCCCUUAGGAAAAGAGGAAGAGGGAGACCCAAAGGACGGGGCCGAGGAAGACCUCGUGGACGGCCUAGAGGAGGCAAACGAAUCAACAACUGGGACAGGCCACCAUCACUCAUAAAAUUUAAAACUGGAACUGCAAUACUGAAGGAUUAUUACCUGAAGCACAAGUUUCUUAAUGAGCAAGACCUUGAUGAACUUGUCAACAGAUCACAUAUGGGUUAUGAGCAGGUCAGAGAGUGGUUUGCAGAAAGACAGAGAAGAUCUGAGUUAGGAAUAGAAUUAUUUGAAGAAAAUGAAGAGGAAGAGGAAGUCAUUGAUGAUCAGGAAGAAGACGAAGAAGAAACAGAUGAUAGUGAUACUUGGGAACCCCCACGACAUGUGAAGAGGAAGCUUUCUAAAUCAGAUGACUGAAAUCUGCUUAAAAUGUUGAAGGAGAAUCAGUUCUUCAACUCAAGAUGUCUGGUUUACUGUGAAGGGGCCCAAUCUUUGAUGACACUGAAAAUGUUUUGGGGCUCUCAAAAAACAGGAUCCAAUAUCCAAAAGAAAUGGAACUUAAUAUUGUGCCAAAGUUAAACUACUGCAGUUGGUGGAAGUUCUGCAAUGUAAAUAGAACACUAAUUAAAAAACGACUUGUAAAAAUUCAGAUUUUAAUACAGUACAUUUUUAUUCUGAUAUGAUAGAGACAUUCUGAAUCUUGGACUUUCUGAGGGAGUUUAAUGACCACUAGAGCUUGUCCUCAUAUUUAGUCCAGCUUACUACUACUGUGUGUCUGGUAAGAAGGGCUGGAUUGCCUGUAUUCUUUGAUAUGUGAUUAAGCUUAUAGCUUUGAGUGACCAAACAUUUUACAGAGUAAAAAUUGUUAGGAAUGGGAAAACAGAAAAACCAAACCUGUUUUAUUUUGUGUCUUAUUUAUCAGGCCCUGCACCAAGAUUAAAAGUUGUAUAUGGGCUUAUACAACUUCAAGUAUUAAAAUAGCCUCUAUACACAUGUUGAAACAAUAAGUUUUGUGGUAUCGCUGGCCCUUAAUGAUCGGAUCUUUAAUUAAACACACUCAAGGAUGCCAUAAUCUCUACUUGUAAUAUUUCUGUUACUUUUCUCAUUAGAAGCCAAUUUGCUUUUUAUUAAAUAGAAGAUAAUACCGAAGAAGGAAAAGAAACUGGUAAGAAGUUGAAUAGGGUGAAACUCUAAAAUAAAUGUUGUACCAAAAAAAUGUGAAAAAGAAUCAUGUAAAAUAUAUGUAGUGUUUUCUUACAAUCAUGUGGGAAUCAGAAAUGUUCAUACAGAUGUCAGAUCAGAAUUUUCAUUAUCUUUCAGUGAAAUUCUACAUUGUGUAACAAUUUCGUUGACUAGAGAAAAAAUUCUGAACUGAUCCUAAUGAGUUAAGAGUUAGCUUUUCACUUAUGAAUCAUGGGAAUGUUAACUGUUAACUCUUAUCAUACCAGGAGACUGAAAGUUCAUACUGAUUUAUAAACUUUGUAAAGACCGGUGCUGUUCAUUCAUGUUGAGGACCCUUUAUUUUGUGAUCAUAGGACCAUUUUUCAAAAUGUGGUUUCUUCAUAGAAGAAAUGUUCAGUUUAAUUAGCUUUGAAUUUUAAAAUGUUUUUCUGAAUGAUCACAUGUAGUGGGCUUGGCCAGUUUAUUUUAUCUAAUUUAAUGAAUAAUAAAUAUUAAGCUCUUGGUUAAAUGUGUCAGCUAAUGGAAAUGUUAUGAAAAAGCCUUGAAUAUGCAUGCUGCUUUCAUUUUUAUAAACUGUUUAUUUUUUAACUAUAGCUUUAUUAGUAAUUCCAAAAUGCUGCAAUUUAGCUGAUUUCUUCACUCAGACAGCUGGCUUUGUGGGUGGCUUUUUUCAUACUACUGUUAACAUUUUUUAAAAAGAAGCAAUGUAAAGACUGUAACAAUUGAAUGCACUAAACUGUUUUUUUUCUUUUACACGUUUAAAACUUCUUAAAGCACUCUGUAUUAUGAUUAAAUUGCUCCCUUUUUUAAACCAUUGCUAAUGUGGUCUGAGUUUUGUUCAAUAGUAAUUUUAAUGUUUUCAAAAUUUGAAAUGUUAAGUAUUGGAAAUGAAGCCUUUGAAUAUAUUUAUAUUAUGUUUCCCUUGCAAUAUGUUAACUCUGUAUAUAGUUGUAAAUAACUAUUAAUAAAAAUUUCCCAUCUCUUUUAUAGGCUUGAUAAAAUUCUGCUCUGAUGUUUGCUAGCUUUUAAAUAUAUUUAUUUGACAGAGCAAAAGAACUCUUCUCUCCUGGUUGAUUGUGUCCUUGAAUACAAAUAAAAGUUAGCAGUGAUUAGUAGUUUUCAGUGA